UCUAACCACACUGCAGAUCUUGACACUGGCUCUGCAUUAGUCCUGACCAUUGAAAGUACAUUAAUCACUGCCUGCUCCUCAGAGUCUUUAGUUAGCAAAGGUCAUUUUAAGAACUUUUGUAUCCGCUUUGCUGAUGGCUUUGAGACAAGUUGGGAUGAUUGGAAACCAGAAAUACGAGGAGAUCUAGUCAUGAAUGCAUGUGUUGUGCCAGAUGGUACAUACGAAGUAUGCUCUAGGACAACGGGGCAAGCUGCAGCAGAAAGUAGUAGUGCUGGAACCUGGACACUCAAUGUGUUAUGGAAGAUGUGUGGUAUUGAUGUCCACAUGGAUCCAAACAUUGGAAAGAGGCUAAAUGCUUUAGGCAACACUCUAACAACAUUGACAGGAGAAGAAGAUAUUGAUGAUAUUGCUGACCUUAACUCUGUAAACAUAGCUGACCUGUCGGAUGAGGACGAAGUUGACACUAUGUCUCCCACUAUACAUGCAGUAAGUGAAUCAACCAAAAUAAAUGCUAAUAGUUAGAAAAGACUUGUCAAAGUUUUCCAUCAAA
This is a messenger RNA of Tinamus guttatus (white-throated tinamou), 550 nucleotides long. The record is from RefSeq and is a predicted model, not a curated record. Lineage: Eukaryota; Metazoa; Chordata; Aves; Tinamiformes; Tinamidae.